AUGUCCGACAACACCAAGUCUCUAAGAAUCGACUGGUUCGACGGAACAGUUAUAGAAGAAACGAGACCCAGUGCUUCCCAAUUUAAUGACGAAGAAACUGAAAACCUUCAAGUAGCCCAAAAACCUCAAGAAUCUGAAAGAAAACCCAUCGGUUUUAAAAGACUAUUAGACAUUUCGUUUAUGAAACCACCGUCUUUAAACAUAGAAUUGGCCAACAGACCCGGUUUUUGGCUGCUUUUUAAGAACGAUUUAAAAGAAGAUUAUAUUGUGUUGAUACUGAAAGUUCUUUCAGCGUUGUAUAAAUCUUUAGAUCGUGGUGAGAAAUCUAAAAUAAGCACAUUAUUGGAAUCAAAGUUUAUGCAUUCAAAUUAUCUAACACAACUAAAGGAAUAUCUGCAGAGAUUACCUUCAGUGAGAAUUGUAGAAAAGAGACUAAAUAUGCAAUUCUGGGAUGAUGUAGAGACAUUUUAUUUUAACGUGUAUGAGUUUUGUUAUGGUAUUUUUGUGUAUCAGAAUGAGUCCAAGGAGUUCUUAAAUGAAUUACUGGAUUUAGUUACAACUGCAGAAAUAAGUGCUAUUGGUGUUCAAGAAGAACAUAGCGAAAGAAUUGGAGAAAGUUUUUACUCUAAAAUACAGCAAUUGAAAGAACAAAUUUCCUCAUCCAUAUCACAGGAUCAUAAUGCUUUAACCCAGCAGCAUUUUACAAAUAUGGAUCCUAAUAGUUUUAGAAAUAUUCCCAUCUUCCCAACAAAGCAGGACUUAGUUUCUGGCACACUGGUUGAUAUUCGUCCUAACAUAGUUAAUGGUGCUUAUACAAGUGUUGAACACUACUUGGAUGUACAAUUUAAAUUGCUAAGAGAAGAUUGCUACGGUCCACUCAGAGAAGGAAUAUCUAAGUAUUUAGAUAAUCCAACUAAGAGAAGACAUGAAAAUAUAAGAGUUUUCCCAAAAGUACGGAUUAUUUCCACAUACAUAAGCGGUAACAAAGUUGGUCAUUUAGUUGAUAUAGCCUGGGACGAACGACUCAAAGACAAAUCUGUGAAUUGUACAAGAUAUGUCAAAAACAAACAGCUAAUGUUUGGUUCUUUACUUUUAUUCACUAGCGAUGAAUUUAAUACAAUAUUAUGUGCAUCAGUACUGGAUUCCAGUGUUGCAUUGCUGAAUGAAGGCUAUAUUUUAGUGUCAUUUGAUAACCCUGUAUCAAGUAAUAUAUUCUCAGAAAAGUACACAAUGAUUGAAAGCGAGGUUUUUUUUGAGCCUUACCACAGAGUUCUCAAAGUGUUGCAAAACUGCAGGCCUGAUGAAUUGCCUAUGAAAAACUAUAUUAUCGACGUUCAGUCAAACACCCAACCUCCAGCAUAUAUAAACUCAGAUACAAUAUACACAAUACAAACUAAACAAGGAGAUAUCUAUUUUCCUGUACUGGAUAAAUCGCAAUGGCCGUCCAAUGAAGAAUUUGGUUUGGAUCAAUCACAAAUGGAAGCGUAUAACUUUGCUCUAACAAGAGAAUUCGCGGUCAUACAAGGUCCGCCCGGAACUGGAAAAACCUUUUUAGGUAUCAAAAUAGCGUCUACGAUCCUUAAGAAUUUAUCCCUAGACGGUACGCCGAUGUUGAUUAUCUGUUACACGAAUCAUGCCCUAGAUCAAUUCUUGGAAGGCAUUCUAAAUAUCACAGAUAAUAUUGUAAGAUUAGGCAGUCAAAGUAAGAGUAAGCUACUAGAAUCCUACACGCUUCAUAAUCUACGAACGAAAACUAAAUCGAGGUAUUCCUAUCUCUAUGCGAGUAAGCGGUCUGAGAUAGAAAAGGUUUACAAGGAGAUGAUGGAUCUACAAACGGAUAUUGAGAAGUGUGAUAAAGAAAUACUUUGCUACAAAUCAGUAAAACCUUUUUUGAGGGUAGAUGAUGUCGUUUUAGAAUUAAAAGCGAAUAACGAUGACGCCAUUUUGGAAUGGCUGUUCGGCCAUUCUGAUGACAGAGGUAUCGAAAUUGAUGAUUGGGAGAAGCAAUGUGAAGAUUUGGAUGACAGUGAUAAAAUAGAGACAUGUUUUUCGGAGACGUGGGCUCUAGGAGAAAUAGAUUCUAUGAAAAAUGGGAUUAAGUAUCUGAAAGAUGUGACGGAACAAAUCGAUGGAAAAACAAUGGUGCAUAAAUUUGAAGUGAAAAUAGAAAAGAUAAGAUAUUGGUUGGAGUGUUUCAAGAAAUAUAUGUCUAGCAAAAGUAAAGAACCAAUAGAGCCGAAAAAUAUUAAAGAUUUGUAUGAUCUAACAUUAGAUGAGAGGUGGAAAGUAUAUUUUUAUGCUGUCAAUGGAGUUAAGACUGAGUUACAAAGGAAUAUAAAUCAGUUACUGGAAAAAUACAAUGCCCUCACAAAGGAAUUAGAAGAAGUAUCUACUCUUAUCGAUAGUGAUGUUAUGAAGACUGUUCGAGUAGUAGGAGUGACCACUACGUUGGCUGCGCGAAGACACGACCUCAUGAGAAAGUUGCUGUCACCAAUUGUAAUAGUAGAGGAGGCAGCAGAGGUUUUGGAGUCUCAUGUAAUUGCAUCUUUAACUACAAGAUGUCAACAUUUAAUACUUAUAGGCGAUCAUAAACAACUUAGACCCUCCGCAGCGCACUACAAACUAGCCAAACACUACAAUUUAGAAAUAUCCCUCUUCGAACGCAUGAUUAAGAACUCCAUUCAUGCCAAAACUCUGACCACGCAGCGGCGCAUGCGACCAAACUUCGUGGAACUUUUGGUACCGACUAUAUACGAAAAGCUGGAAAGCCAUCCAAUUGUUUACAAUUAUCCUCAUGUUCGUGGAAUGAGGGAUAACCUAUACUUUUAUAACCACGAUGUGUUUGAAGACUCAGAGGGCUUAGAAGACAGCUGGAGUCACAAAAACUCAUUUGAAGCUCGGUGGACUGUUGCCCUCGCUAAUUACUUACGUCGCAUGGAGUAUUCACCUGAUGACGUCACCAUUCUUACCACAUACACGGGUCAAGCGUCGCUUAUAAAAGAGCUCAGUAAGAAAUACAGCCUCUUACGCGACAUAAGGAUAACCGUGGUAGACAACUAUCAAGGGGAGGAGAGCAGGAUAGUCAUACUGUCUCUAGUAAGGAGUAACAGAGAUGGCAAUAUCGGAUUCCUUUCGGCUUCAAACAGGAUCUGUGUUGCUCUGUCUAGAGCUAAAGAAGGUUUUUACAUCUUUGGAAACAUGAAGAUGCUAUGUUCAGCCGGUCCAAUAUGGCGGUCGAUUGAUGAAAAAUUAAAAUCUUUAUCUGCAAUAGGACAAAACAUAGCGAUACAUUGUGAAAAACAUCAAACUGGUGUUUUUAUGGAAAGGCCUAACGAUCUUGAUAAUUGUUUGCGUGGACUUUGUUUGAAGAAAUGUGCCGAAGUAUAG
Messenger RNA from Leptosia nina, 3387 nucleotides. The record is from the annotation of a GenBank genome assembly. Lineage: Eukaryota; Metazoa; Arthropoda; Insecta; Lepidoptera; Pieridae.